This is a messenger RNA of Silurus meridionalis, 849 nucleotides long. RefSeq names its product NHP2-like protein 1. Gene Ontology annotation, biological process: mRNA splicing, via spliceosome; maturation of SSU-rRNA; ribosome biogenesis. NCBI's taxonomy places the organism in Eukaryota, Metazoa, Chordata, Actinopteri, Siluriformes, Siluridae. The record is from RefSeq and is a predicted model, not a curated record. Gene Ontology annotation, molecular function: RNA binding. Bases 204 to 590 code for a protein of 128 amino acids. The transcript has 3 exons. Gene Ontology annotation, cellular component: box C/D methylation guide snoRNP complex; precatalytic spliceosome; nucleolus.
AGCACGUUGUAUUAGAAAACGCGACACAGAAGAAGAAGAAGUGCAGCGCGGUUGAGUGUGACACGGUGUGGAAUAAUCACAGCGGCACGUUUCUACAUUAUCAGUAGUGAAAUUAGAAAUUGGUUCUUUGUCCUCCGUGAAGCACACGCCGAGAGGACGACUAUACCGUGCAUCCGAAGAAGUUUUAUUCGUAAUCAGGAAGAAUGACUGAACCAGAAGUUAACCCAAAGGCGUAUCCUCUGGCUGACGCCACUUUAACUAAAACCAUCCUGGAUUUGGUUCAACAAGCAUCCAAUUAUAAACAGCUGCGGAAAGGAGCUAAUGAAGCCACUAAAACUCUCAAUCGUGGGAUCUCUGAAUUCAUAGUGAUGGCUGCUGAUGCAGAGCCACUGGAGAUCAUUCUUCAUUUGCCGCUGCUGUGUGAAGAUAAGAACGUCCCGUAUGUGUUUGUGCGCUCCAAGCAGGCCUUGGGCCGAGCGUGUGGAGUGUCCCGGCCUGUAAUCGCCACCUCAGUCACUAUAAAAGAGGGUUCACAGCUGAAGCCUCAGAUCCAGUCUGUGCAGAUGGCCAUUGAGAGACUGUUGGUCUGAUGUGACUCUGGGAACUAGAUACGUUUUGAACAAGGGUUUUUUUUUUUUUUUGAGAAAUGUUGGUCAUGAUUUAAUUCAGAUAUGCUUGAAUUUCCUUCUUUUACGUGUACCAUUCACGUUAAAAUAAUGUAUACAUUGCCAGUUCCUAUACUUUUUAUUUUUUUUUAUCAAAAUGCUGAUCCAUAUGAACAUAUUCUGCAGAAACUAUUUUACAUGCUUGCAAUAAAAAUGUUCACAGACAGAGUGAAGUUACUUUAAA